This is a messenger RNA of Trifolium pratense (red clover), 3704 nucleotides long. Its product is annotated as squamosa promoter-binding-like protein 1. Lineage: Eukaryota; Viridiplantae; Streptophyta; Magnoliopsida; Fabales; Fabaceae. The record is from RefSeq and is a predicted model, not a curated record. The transcript is spliced from 11 exons. Gene Ontology annotation, cellular component: nucleus. Gene Ontology annotation, molecular function: DNA binding; protein binding. Bases 342 to 3431 code for a protein of 1029 amino acids.
ACUUUAUUAUUUUUUAGAUUUUUUUUUUCACUAGUGUGUGUGAGAGAGAGAGAGAGAGAGAGAGAGAGAGAGAGAGUAAUGAGAGAGAGUAUUGAGGCAGGCAAGUACCAUCUAAGAGCACAUAAACAGCAUUUCUCUACAAAUUCUGUCCUAACCUUUUCCUAAUUUCCCUUUGUUAUACGCAUACUUUCUGUGGCCACUUCCUAUACCCAUUAUUCUAUCCAUCUAUCUAUCUUCCCUCAACUCUUUCUCUUCUUUCAUUUCCUCAAUAAUUUACUUCAUAUUGGGGGUUUAGGGUAUUCUCAAAUUAUGCUUUUUGUUAAGGUGUGGUUUUUUGAUAUAUGGAUGCUAAAUUUGAUGGAAAAAAUAAGCAUCUGUAUGGACCAGUAGUGCCUGAGUUGAAGGGUGGUAGUGUUGGAAUGGAGAGUUCAAAGUGGGAUUUGAAUGAUUGGAGAUGGGAUGGUGAUCUUUUUACUGCUAAGCAACUGAAUUCAGUGCCAACAGAUUGUAGAAAUCGUCAACUUUUACAGGUUGAUCCUGAAGUAUCUCAAAAUGUUGAUGCUUCUAAAAAUUUGGCUUCUGGUGAAAGAAGUAGAGAAUUGGAGAAGAGAAGGAGGGAUUUUGUUGGUGAAGGGUUGGAGAUGAAUGAUGAUAUUGGUUCUCUUAAUUUGAAUCUUGGGGGUCAAGUUUACCCUAUCAUGGAAGGAGAGGAAAAAAGUGGUAAGCAAAUGAAGAUUGGUGUUACUACUUCGAAUCGUGCUGUUUGUCAGGUGGAGGAUUGUAGGGCGGAUCUUAGUAGCGCAAAGGAUUACCAUCGUCGUCACAAAGUUUGUGAUGUGCAUUCUAAGGCUAGUAAAGCGCUGGUUGGUAAUGUUAUGCAGCGAUUCUGUCAACAAUGUAGCAGGUUUCAUGUUCUUGAUGAGUUUGAUGAAGGGAAGAGAAGUUGUCGUAGGCGUCUUGCUGGCCAUAAUAAGAGGAGGAGGAAGACACAUCCUGAUGGUGCUGAAGUUAAUGGAGGUCCUCCGAAUGAAGAAAGGGGCAGUAGCUAUCUGUUGAUGAGUCUACUAAGGAUACUGUCUAAUAUGCACUCAAGUGGAGAAGAUCAUACAAGAAACGUGGAUGUCAUAUCUCGUCUGGUUGGGAACCUGACAAGUUUAGCUGGUACAUUUAACGGAAGAAAUAUAACCUCCUUAUUGGUGGGACCUCAAGAUUUAGUAAAAGCGGGGACAUCUGGAGCUGCACAGUAUAUUCCAAACUCAAAUGCAAAUGGUGCUGAACCACCAAGACCUAUUGAUUCUCGUGUUGAAAUGAGUAAUGGUCUAAUCCGUCAGGAUCCUCCCGAGUCUAGGUUACUGUGUGCGACAGUUCCUGUCAAUCAUACGACACAAAAAGGUAUACCUUUAAGCAGGGUUGGAGGAGUAGGAUGUUUAAAACCUCCUUUGGUACCACACUCGUCAAAUGUACUUCCUUCAAGGGGCAGCCUUCCACCUCGACCAGUUGGCGCAGAGACUACAGCUGGAAGAAAUGGGUUAAGUAAUAUUGACCUGAAUAGUGUAUAUGAUGACGUGGAGGAUUAUGUUGAGAACCCCACGAAUUCUCGUCCGCAUGUGGCUUUAGGGGUUGGGUCCCAUGGUCAUCCUUCACCGGUACAAUGUGAUUCUCUCAAGUCAAGUCCGCCACAGACGAGUAGAAACUCAGAUUCAACCUCUUCCCAGUCACCAUCGAGUUCUAGCGGAGAAGGGCAGAGCCGAACAGAUCGAAUUGUUUUCAAACUCUUUGGCAAGGAUCCUAGUGAUUUCCCUCUUGUUCUUCGAUCACAGAUCCUUAGCUGGUUAUCCCACAGUCCCACCGAGAUAGAGAGCUAUAUAAGACCGGGAUGUAUUGUUUUAACUAUAUGUCUCCGCCUAGAAAAUUCUGCAUGGAAUGAGCUAUGCUAUAAUCUGGGGUCCAGCUUGAGAAAGCUUCUUGCUGCAUCAAAUGAUUCUCUUUGGAGAACAGGAUGGAUAUAUACAAGAGUGCGGCACUCUGUAGCUAUUCUGUAUAAUGGUCAGGUGGUCUUAGACGUGCCAUUGCAUCUUGGAAGCCCACAAAAUUGUCAGAUUUUGUGCGUUAAACCCCUUGCUGUUUCUGCAAGUGCAGACGUAAAAUUUACUGUGAAAGGGUUAAACCUUUUCCUGUCCAGUACAAGGUUGCUCUGUGCACUUGAAGGGAAGUAUCUGGUAGAGGGUAUGUGUAAUGAUUUGAUUGAUGGUGCGGAUGCAGCUAUCGGACAUCACGAGCUUCAGAAUCUCAUUUUCUCUUGUCAUAUACCAAAUAUGACUGGAAGAGGGUUUAUUGAGGUUGAAGAUAAUGGUCUCAGCAGCUGUUCCUUUCCAUUCAUAGUUGCCGAGCCUGAAGUUUGUUCCGAGAUAUGUAAUCUGGAGACCGUCAUUGAAGCAGCAGAGACUGCUGAUGAUGUCCAGAUCAAAGCCAAAUUAAUGGAAGAAAAGACUCGAGCAAUGAAUUUCGUACAAGAAAUGGGUUGGCUCCUUCAUAGAAUUCGUGUGAAAUUUAGGCUAGGGUCAAUGGCACCUGUUCAAGAUCCCUUCCACUUUAAUCGCUAUUCAUGGCUUGUCGGCUUCUCUAUGGACCACGAUUGGUGCGCCGUGAUGAAAAAACUCUUGGGCAUUAUCUUUGAGGGUGAAGUUGAUACUGGAGAACAUACCUCGGCAGAGCUUGCGUUGUUAAACAUGGGUCUUCUUCACAAAGCUGUAAAGAGAAAUUGCAGGCCUAUGGUGGAACUACUGUUAAACUUUGUGCCAGUUAAUGCGUCAGAUGGUGGAGACAGUAAAGAGAUGCUACUCAACAAGUCGCCUGACAGAUUCCUGUUUAGACCUGAUACUGUUGGGCCUGCUGGGUUGACUCCCCUUCAUAUUGCAGCAAGUAUGAAUGGCUAUGAGAAUGUAUUGGAUGCGUUAAUUGAUGAUCCGGGAAAGGUAGGAAUUGAGGCAUGGAAAAGUGCUAAAGACAACACAGGUUUGACACCCAAUGACUAUGCAUCCCUUAAGGGCCACUACUCCUACAUUCAACUUGUGCAGAGGAAAACAAGCAAAAACGACCAAACACAUGUCCUUGACAUUCCUGGCACCCUUGUAGACGGAAACACGAAGAAACAAUCAGACGUGCAUAAGUCGUCAAAAGUUUUAAGUUUCCAUACAGAGAAGAUUGCAACAACAGCAAUGCCAAAUCAUUGUGGGCUAUGCCAACAGAAGUUGGCCCACAGCAGCAGCGGCGGUAUGAGGAGGGCACUUGUUUAUAGGCCGGCGAUGCUUUCAAUGGUUGCAAUUGCAGCUGUUUGUGUCUGUGUGGCUUUGCUCUUCAAAAGCUCGCCGAGAGUUUACUAUGUUUUCCAGCCUUUCAGCUGGGAAUCAUUGGACUAUGGUUCGAUAUAAUGUUUUAUGUAAGACUGUCCUUGCACUAGACCUGCUUUUUUUCUUCUUGGUUCUUGGUAUAUAUAUAUACAUGAAUUAUUGUUUUUGUAGUUGUCAUCCAAAAAUAAUCUUCACACUGUUAUUAGGUCAUAUAUUAUAUGCAAUGGCAUUGUUGUAGUAAGCCUAAGAUAUCUUGUAUUAGCAAUAAAUGUAAAAAGUUAUUACAAGUGAGUAUUCUUUAAUCUAUCUUGUAUUAGCAAUAGAUAAGGUACUAGUGAUGAGUGAAUUAUACAA